This is a messenger RNA of Portunus trituberculatus (swimming crab), 9296 nucleotides long. RefSeq names its product rap1 GTPase-activating protein 1-like. Gene Ontology annotation, cellular component: cytoplasm. NCBI's taxonomy places the organism in Eukaryota, Metazoa, Arthropoda, Malacostraca, Decapoda, Portunidae. Gene Ontology annotation, biological process: activation of GTPase activity; regulation of small GTPase mediated signal transduction. Gene Ontology annotation, molecular function: GTPase activator activity. The record is from RefSeq and is a predicted model, not a curated record.
AAGGACGAGGAGGAAUGUUCUACGUGGAUCUGAAGGAGGCGCAGCAGGAGGAGGAGGAGGAGGAGGAUGAGGAGACACUUGAGGAAGACACGAGUCCCACUCCACCUGAAGGACACAGUAAGUGCAGUGCUGAACAGCGUUCCUAUUGCGAGACGCCAGUAAUUCACACACGUGCAAGUGUUACGUUUGAGUUCUGACCGUCCCUGGAUCGAGUGACCCCCGUGCCGCCAGUGUGGUUGACGUUGCCCUCCACCCAGCCAUCACUGCCUCUCCGCCAGGUGUGUGCUGGGGAGUCCUGUGUGUCACCGCAUGGUGUGCAGGCAGCGACUCUCUACGUGUCCUGAAGUGUGACACUGAACAUAAUGGUGAUGACGCGAGCUGAUGGGGUGUGGGCAGUGGGCGGUGGUGAGGAGGAGGUGAAGGAAGGGGGCCACGGUGCUAGUGGUGACGCUGCUGCAGGAGUGAACAGCAACGAGGUGAUGGAAGGCAAAAAAGAAGACACCGCCAUCAACAAGGAAAAGAAAGUGAAGCUAAUCCUGAAGGUGCGUGAUAACAGCAGCGGUGACAAGCAGAUGACGCAGGAGGAGGACAGUGAAGAGUGGGCGUGCAGGGCCAGGCAACGCAGCAACAGCAUACAGGACCGGCGAGGCCCACGCGAGCCGGGGAGUCGCGCCCUCAGGCUGCCCGUGACCAGGUCUCAAUCUUCCCAUGGGUUGAUGGCGCGGGCCACUGACGGCAGUCAGGCCGCUACCAAGAGCGAGCCGCCCUCCAGCCAGUCCAGCCCCCGCAGCCCCGCCCUCAAGGUGCUGAGCAAAGUGUUCAGCUUCAAGGAGCGCCGCUCUCCGCCCUGGUCCCCGAAAUGCAUGAGAAGGUCGCAGUCCCAGAGCACCAACAAAACCUCGCCCUCCAGCCUCAGAAAGAGGAGGAGCUUCCACCUGCCACCCACCUCGCCUGACGAGCUGGAGGCCAAGUGGUUCCCGGAAACUGCGGUGGCAUCCUCCCGCGGGAGCAGCAGCCCCCGCCCUCUAUCCAGCCCCAGCACGCCCUCCAGCCCCCGCCCACCCUCCAGCCCCCGCACCCCCGGCACCCCUGGCAGCCCUCACAGCCCACUCGUCACUCACGCCCACCCUCAGCAGCGCUCGCAGUUUUUCGUAUCCCUGGCCAAGACAAGUCCCAACGGCGACUCUUCGGUCACCACGUCCGGCGUCCCGGAGACCGGCGGCGUGAUCUACCGGCCACACGCCCGAAUGAGGGCGGCCAUGGUCGGCAGGUACCACUGGCGCACCAAGUCUGAUACCUUCUCGCUGAAGCCCGCCGUGGUGGAGGUGUCCAGGAAGAGGAGCAGAGAUGACUCCGAGUGUGACUCUCUACCCUUCGAUGAAAGAACGAAAGGUGUCGAUGGCGCCCUCUACCUCCCACGGGGCCCAGGGCUGGACGACAAGAUGCGGGCUGAGAUAUCCGGGGAGAACAUGCUGGACCUGCUGGAGAAGAUGGCCAAGUACCGCAUUGAUGACCAGCGCUGCUCCCUGCCCCACCCCAUCCUCUACCCGGCCCAGGGCGUGAGAGAGGGCCCGGGCAAGCCACCACCUGACAAGGAAGAACCCUCCGCCAAGGCUUCAAGCAGAAUCCGCCUGGAGGAGACCCUGAACCAGCCCCCGCCCUACCAGCAGGUGGUUCUUCCCGACAAGGGCGAGUACUGGGAUGAGCGGCCAGCGGGGGGCGGCGACCCUGACCUUACCCCCACCAGCACCACCGGCUCCAUCAACAACAACAACAACAACAACAUCAACAACAACACCAAUAAGUUCGAGACUGAUGAAACGGCGACCUACUACAGACGGUUCUUCUCAGGCCAGGAGCACUGGAACUUCUAUAGUGUGGAUGCGUCGCAGGGGCCCGUGGUGGUGAGUCAGCGGCGGGAGGGGGACAAGGUGAGGAUACUGGUGAGGCUGAGUGACGGCCUGCACCACGCCUACAUCCCCGCCACCGGACAGGACCUAAAACCCGCUGCCCUGGUGAAGCGUGUGAAGGAGGACCUGUCAGUGGAGCGGUUCAGCCCCGUGGUGAGCCCCGAGGCGCCGCAGCUCAUCCUGGAGUAUGACGAGCAUGCCCUCAAGAACCAAUUCAAGUUUGGCCUCAUUGUGCAGCGCUUCCGUCAGACUGUGGAGGAGCAGCUCUUUGCCAACACCGGCCACUCCCCCGCCCUGGAGCAGUUCCUCAGCCUCAUGGGCCGCAGGGUCAAGUUGAAGGAGCAUGAAGGGUUUAAGGGCGGCCUGGACACACAGUUCGGGCAGACUGGGGAGGAGAGCUUGUACGAGGUGUUCCGGGAGAAGGAGGUGAUGUUCCACGUGUCCACCAUGCUGCCAUUCAAGGAGCAGGACCCACAGCAGCUGGAGCGCAAGAGGCACAUCGGCAACGACAUGGUGGCUGUGGUCUUCCAGGAGGAGAACACACCCUUUGCCCCAGACAUGGUGGCCUCUCACUUCCUCCAUGCCUAUGUGGUGGUCCAGCCCAUCGACCCGUGCACCCACAACACUAGGUAUCGGGUGAGUGUUACAGCGAGGUCUGACGUUCCCUUCUUCGGCCCCACGCUUCCACCUUCCUCCACCUUCGCCCACGGCCCGCUCUUCAAGGAGUUUCUGCUCACCAAGCUGAUCAACGCUGAGAUGGCCUGUUAUAAGGCACACCGAUUUGCCAAGCUGGAGGCACGCACUCGCAGCUCUCUCCUCAACACUCUCGUUGAAGACCUGCGGAACAAGACGAGUGAAUUCUUGGGCCAAGCAGAGGUGCAGGAGGCCCCCAAGGCAGAGCCCCCAACCACCAGGUUCAGGGACAUCGUGGCUUCACUAAUAGGCCGCAAGAACCAGGAUGGAACCAGCGCACCGGCGGGAAAGAAACCCCCACAGACACCCAACACCCUGGUGACCAUCACUCCUCAGAGCACUCGCAGCAAGGGCAGUGGGGAGAGCAGUGGGCCACGGACGCCCCCAUCCAGCCCAGACACCACACCCAACACUCACCUGGCACACUAUGAGAGCGACGACUCCUCCCUCAACUCCAUGGACAUUGACAGCCACCCACAUCCACUCAACGAGGACUCCGACACCGGCCUGGAGUCCAUGUCGUCCGCUGAGACCCCACACAAGGUUGCCGCCGCGUGUCCGCUGUGUGGGGGCCAGGAGGAGGGUCCCUGCGCCCUCCACGCUGACCCCGAGGCCGUCCUGCGCCAGGUGGAGGCACUCAAGCAGGAGAUUAACAAGCUCAAGUGUGAUAAACUGGAUCUCCUAAGGCAAAAUGUGACUUGCCAGCGAGAUAUUAAGAAACUCAAGGAGAAAGAAUUAAAACACGCUAGUGAUCUUGUGUCUGCCACCAAGGAGAUUGCGAGACUGCAGGGUCUUCUCAGUGACUUUGGAACGGGCCAGGUGUCCGCUGUGUGAGGUCAGGGCAGAUCAGAUGUGGCUGGUUUGUCCCCUCCCCUCCCCAGUGACCUUGUAGCGUGGAGCUGAGGUCAAGGGUUAGCACUGGUGUGGAAAGAGGUCAGAGAGGUGUGUGUUAUACCUGACCACCUCUCUUUUUCUCUCAUUCUCCCUCUCCCCAAGGUGAACGGAAUGCAAUAAGUGUCGAUCUGUCUUUUCUUGUUGAUUUUCACUGUGACAUUAUCUUUGCAAGGUUUUGUUUUGUAUCAUAAUUUGUUUUCUUGAGUGUCUUGAUCAAGUCUCCUCCUCUUUAAGUUUCGAACAAGUGAUGUUGCCUCUCUUUAUAACACACUGUCCAGCCUCACCCUCUUUCCAUCCUCUUCUUCAUUCAAGUCCACCUUUUUUUUUUUUUUUUUUUUUUUUUUUUUUUUUUUAUGUUCUCCAGUCAUUAUUUCCCACCAUUCAGUUCAGCUGAUCGACUUAACUGGUUCAGGAGGAGUUGUGUCUGCGUGCGAGCGUAGCAGUGCUGUGAGGGAGAGGCCGUGUGUGUGUGUGUGUGUGCAAGAGUGUGAGCACAUAAGUCUGUGUACAUGAUUUGCUUAUCUGUCUGCCGCCUCUUUCACACUGGCCAAAGAUGAUACCAAAGUGUGUACAUAAUUGUGGUACAGACCAGUGUGGUUGACAAGAUAAAUACAAAAAAAUACUGAGGGUGACAGAAAUAAUGUUGAUACCCUCAAAAAAAAGUUAUAAAGUAUAUAUAUAUAUAUAUAUAUAUAUAUAUAUAUAUAUAUAUAUAUAUAUAUAUAUAUAUAUAUAUAUAUAUAUAUAUAUAUAUAUAUAUAUAUAUAUGAUUGGAAAAGAAAGAGCAGUGGCGGCAACAACUGUGAACUCUGAACUGUGGAAUCUCCCUCCCUCCUCCCUCUUACCUGGAUCAAGGACACAAGGCCAGCCGGCAAUGCUCUGCUGGGCCGGGAACAAAAAGACAGACAGUGUGUAGCAUUUAUUAUCCACUUGUUCAAAAACCAGAAAAAGAAAAAAAAAAAAGAUUGAAAUGUACCGUACCUUAACCCGAUACGUAUGCCGUUCCCCUUCCGUAAGGCUCACCACAUGUAAGUAAAGGUGAGAUUUCUGUUUUCACCUUGUGGACAUUGAUUCUUAUUGUGCUUGUUUCCUUCCAAAACACACACAUACAGAUGCACAAUCCCACACGUGUAUAAAUUAAUGCACAUGCACAUACAUACACAUAUACACAGACAUACACAAACUUAUCCCAGCUUAUUAUACCAAAUAUGUAGCUUUAAGUUGACUCGAGAGGAUCCUGCAGUUUUUAGUCAUUCCCAGAUUUGUAUAAUAUUCCUGCCCUCAUUACCAUCUGUUGGCAACUUCCUUUCUCCUCUCAUCGUCCAGUCACAUUAUUUUUGUGUCCUCGUCUUGCCUUCCAUCCCAUGAUUGUGUUACUGACAGCGAACAGCAACACUAAUCCCAUCAGUGUUCUGAUAGAGGGAAACUUGAAAGAUAAUUCAUACUUGUGAUCCACUAUGUGAUGUGAGGAGAUGUGUGGUGUGUGGAGGAGGAUUGGGUGUUUGUUGCUUCCUGGUGAUGUGAAGAAAUUGUUUUUUCUUGAGUCAGGAAAAUGAAAUAAGCAUUUUCCUUGGUGACUAAAAGAAGGAAGGUGUGGCAGUUUGUUUCCAACAUUUGGAAAAGUGAUUUUUACUAUGAUUAGGUCCUGGAUAGUCUUAAAAUGAUAGUUACUUAAAUUAUUUCCUGUAAAUUGAUACCUUACUCAUUGGUGGCACAAAAGCAGGCCUGGUUUUCUUGCAAGUCAAUGACAUCAACAAAGGAGGAGUUGUUUGUGGUGCAGUAACCAGUGUGGGGAGUGAGCUCAGCAUGCUGGUGCUGCUGGUUGUGGUGAGGGAAGCAUCAAGGAGUGCUGUGUGUAUUAGUGUGUAUGCAUGUCUAGCCACUAGCAAGGAAGGUCUGGAUGGUGAAUGUCUACUAGGCAUCUCUGUAGACCCAGAUUACCUGUGUGUUGUGUCUUCAUGUCAUGUUGGCCUGACACAGCAGGGAAUUGUUUCCAUGCUACAGGAAUGAAGUGAAAAUUGUUGUCAAGUAAUUGUAACAUUCUGCCUGAUUGCAUUUGAGAGACUGCUCAGCAUAGAUCCUAACUUUUUUGUAGCUCCAUAAUACAUGUGCUAACAUUUGAGUACAUACUGUAACAUAUAAGAGGUUCUGUAACUCCUAACUAUAGAACUAAACUAAUGGAAUCCAGUCCAUACUUGCUCACAUCUUAUCCUUUGCUGACUUUGAACAUAGGACGCGAGGAGCAUUGCCGCGUCAUGUACGCUAACCAAGCUUGAAUCAAGUGUCAAAUGUCAACUGUGGUAACUUAGGUGCUUACUAGAUCAAAUACAUGAAGAUGAUCAAAUAGAUUAGCUUCAAAUCAUCUUGAAUCUUCCUUACUAAUGGUCUGAGCAGCUUGAAGAAUUUGUUCCAAGUUGUGAUUUCAAUUCAUUAUCCUGUUGUUGAGAAAGGUUUAGCUCCUUUUGGCUUCACAUGUUUGUUGUUCAUUUGUCCCUCGAUUUGUGAUCUGAGUAACCAUAGAUGUUCUCUUUUCAUGUACCCAUAGAAUGCUGUUCCCUCAGUAGCUCAUAGGGUUCAACACUGUGUUCAGGAUAAAAGUUAUAUCUGCAUAAUUAUGGUAUGUAGUAUAUAUAUGUGCUGAUCUUACUGGACACUUUGUUCAAUUUUGUCUGGGUUAUGUAGUCAUUAGUCGUUACACUUAUACUUUGAUGUCAUUUAUGAUUCUAAAGGUUACAUAAGUAAUCUGGGCUGGUGCCAAGAUCAUCUGCAGACCAGGGAAUUGUUUGAAACUGUGAGGAAAACAAAGCAAAAAAAAGAGUGUAUGGCGAGAUGAAUGGAGUAAUGGAAGGCAGUGAUCCUCUUUUGUUUCUUGUGACUUGACUGAGUGACCUGAUGUGGAAUGUUGCAGUCAGGUCAAGAGAGAAGUGACCUUUACUGAGCUUUACUAAGUGGUAGGUCAGGUCAUCUUAGGUAAAUGAAAGUACAUACAUAGGUGUGAGAAAGUGAGAGAAUGAAAACUUUUGAUCAAUAUUAUUAGGAAAAAUGAAAAUGCUGAUGUGUAUUAUUAUUAAGUUUUCUACACAAUUUAAGUUUAAAGAUUCUACAAAGAUAUAUAUAUAUAUAGAUACAGUAUAUAUAUAUUAUAUUAUAUAUGUCACCACAGCCGCUGAGAGGCAAGUGGUGCGCACAAUGCCUAGUAAGUAUUGCACACAGCUCCCUUCCAACCCUAGGUAUUUAUAACCACCAUAACUGUGUUGCAGGGCCCAGCCACACCCUAGGUACCUCAGGGUGUUACUGUUAGGGUGUGUAGGCUAUCAGUGUGUAGCUUGCAGGGUGUUACAUAAUGGUGUGUCAACAUAAACAAACAACCCAAGGGAAGAAGUCAGUGUGUAGCCUCCAGUACAGCACUCACAUUCUUCACUCAUUGGCUCACCAAUAUUGGAACCUGUAUUUAUUUUUACCAUGAUCACUGAUUAUUGGACAUAUUUAAUUGUUACCCUGUCUUUUGUCUUCUUAUUUUUUGUGAGUCUGCUGGAGGAGUGUUGACGUGUCCCUUCAGCCGUCAGAGCUACAGGAGGGCACGGACAGUGUGCUUGUAGCAUGACAUGGUGGCAUGGCUGGACCUCCUGACCCACUACCCCAGCCAGGGCAGAGCAGGUCAGGUCAGGUUGGACAGGAUUAUGGGAGCCACACUGAAAGAGUAGGAGAAUUGUACAAAAAAAAACUUUAUUUUGCUAUGAUAGGUAGUGGGACCGUGCAGAUGUGAGCUCCAGCUGGCAGUGUGGCUUGGAAGGUGCCGGGAAGGUGUGGUGGUGGUGUGCAGGUGUGGUCGUGCAGGUGUAGCCUCACUCUCUGUGUGCUGCUGUGUCUCCUGUGUCCGGGACAAUGGUUCUUAGGGUCACUGUUGAACCUACAUCCUAAUUUUGUGAUAGAGCAAUAAUUUUUUCUACUUUUUUAAUGUUAUUUUGUUGCCACUUGAAUCUGUAAGUGAAUGUCUCAUCACUGGUGCAGUUUGGGAAUCCUUUAUGCAAAAUUGUCAAAUGAAGCUUCCAAUGCUCCCAGUUGCUGACAUGAUGUAAAUUUGUAUCUGCAGGUCGCAAAAUUUGUAUUUCUCAAGGUCACUUACUGCUCAGAAAAUUUAUUAUGGAGUAAAAUUGAUCAUAAGACAAAGAAAACAUAUCUUUAGGAAAUGUGCAAGGAAAUAUUUUGUUGUAAGAGACUGGAAUACCUAUUGACUUGAUUCAUAGUACAAUGGGAUGAGAUACAUCAAAUCUGAGGAAAAAACAUAUAAACAUAAAAUCUCACGUAUGACAGCAACAUACAUAUAUAAUGAUGUCGUACUUAGAGAUACUUCAUUAUCUUUAGCAAAUAAGAUUUUGUAAAAGCACCAUUAUUUUUAUGUCAAAGUAUUACUGGGUGUUUGGCACAAAUGUUAUUGUAUCAGAAUAUGUAAACUGAUUUCUUGAUUAUUCCUGUACCUUGGAGAGUAAGACGAUAAUUUGAAAUGAGGUGGCGGUGAAGUGGUUUGUCUUUGGAUGCACAGACCAAUGACCAGCCUUACUGUAUUGUUUUGUCACUAUUGUCAUUUCAUUGAUUUGCUUUUAUCCUUAGAAACUGCAAUAAUUAUUCUUUUCCAUUUGAUUUUUGUAUUGUAAUGAGUUUUCAUGGUGAUCAUUGAUUAAGAGUAGGACACAUAUAUGAAAAAAAUACAUGCUUGCCCUUUACCAUCAGGAACCAGCAGGUGUGUGUGUGUGUGUGUGCGUGUGCGUGUGCGUGUGUGUGUCCCAUGACGAUAGACAGAGACCAUGUGAGGAGACACUUGCAACGAGCAGGUGUGUAUUGACUGUCAACCACAUAAAUGAGUGAAAUAAAUCCAUUCAAAACCAAUAUGCAGUUUUCAAACCAGUGAUUUAGAAAUGAAGAAGUAAACACAUUUGUUGGUCAUUAAUACAACCUCACUUUCCCAGUACAUAUCCUCGACCUGCAAGUUUGUAUUAUUGGCAUGUUUGAAUUAGAGGCCACGGUAUUGACUAACAAAAUCAUUGCAAAUGAAAGUAAAACUGCUUGCCACUCUAAAUGGUGAAAUGGUGUGCCUGCCUCCCAGGACACAGCCAAUACAAACAUCACUCAGGAAUUCAACCUUGCAAGCAAAAUGACACAAGGAAGGAAGGAUUAUAGAUGCAAAACACAAGAAUGAGCAUUUGCACUUUUCUCCAUCACUGGUAAAGUUAAGCUACAUAUUGGCAAUUCAUAAUAAAAUUCUAUGGAUGUGUGGUCACUGAACAAGGUAUCUAUCUGUACGUACGCCAGCCAUACUAAAGUGUGUGAAUACUGGAAUGAGAUACACUACAACCAAGGAUUCUGAAACUCAUAUGCUACACCUCAAUGACUUACAAAAGGUUCAGGUUGAAGUUACGCUACUUUUUAAUAGUAUUUUUUAUGGUUCUAGUGACAGACCAACAAGACUUACAUUUUGAACCAGAAAAAUACUCUUGGAAAAUAUGUUAAGCAUCACUGCGCCCAUUAAAUAUAGUCGCGGUGAGAGCACUGUUUCAGAAUACGAGACUAAAUUUUAACCAGAACUAUUUGGUCAGUUUCCUCUUCACAGAUCUCUUCCCCAAGGUUCAUGUAUGUAAUAAAGUAAGGGAAAGACUUAUGAUGUAUUAGUUUCGCCUCCAAGGUACACCAGCAGACGCCAGAGAAUGUGCACGUCCCUGUCCUGGCCCUCGUGUGCGCCACCUGUACUGUCCACCAAGAGUGCUGUUUGUGUGCAUAUGAAGUAAACAUUAACCAAUCUGU